This is a messenger RNA of Colias croceus (clouded yellow), 2695 nucleotides long. RefSeq names its product negative elongation factor A (gene Nelf-A). NCBI's taxonomy places the organism in Eukaryota, Metazoa, Arthropoda, Insecta, Lepidoptera, Pieridae. Gene Ontology annotation, biological process: negative regulation of transcription elongation by RNA polymerase II. The coding region runs from base 1 to 1758 and encodes 585 amino acids. Gene Ontology annotation, cellular component: NELF complex. The transcript is spliced from 11 exons. The record is from RefSeq and is a predicted model, not a curated record.
AUGGCGAACGUUCGGGAUAGUGACACAUCUUUGUGGCUCCACAAUAAACUCGGAACUUCGAAUGAUUCGUGGACUACCGGUUCAAUUUGCACACAAUUAAAUGCGGAAGUUUUAAAAAAUAUCAAGGAUUGUUUUCCAGAUUUGCAAACGCAAGUGAAACUCAAAUUGUUGCUUAGUUUCUUUCAUAUCCCGCGCAGAAAUGUUGAAGAGUGGAAAAAUGAGCUGGAAGAAAUUAUUGAAGUGGCGGCGGUGGACUCUGACCUCUGGGUGGCGAUGCUUGCCGAGGUCCUCAAGACAUUUCCCUCCGCGGGCACUCUUAAUACCGAGAUAGCAGAAUUCGACGAGACCAGGCCUAUAUUCAGUGAUAUGAUCAAUGAAUUGAGGAAAUCGCUGGCCAAACAUUCAGAUCUGGGACUGUUGCCACUUGAGUGCCUGUAUUUAAACAAAAAUGCCUUAGUUUCAGUGGUGGGCCAGCAGCCCAACCCAGUGAAACAUUUUACGCUUAAACGUAAACCGAAGUCGGUAGCGUUAAGGAGUGAACUGCUAGCGAAGGCUGCGGAGGUACAAGCUAAUCAGAAGAAGGCACAAACGCCAACAGUGCCUGUGAGGAGUCGAGGCAUGCCGAGGAAAAUGACUGAUACAACGCCGCUAAAAGGCCUGCCGUCCCGCUGGGCGGCCCGGAGCGGGGCCCGAGCUGUCCCCGCGCCCCCGGCGGGCCGCCCGCCGCCACGUGCUGGUAUCAAGCUGCUAGAUAUCACGGAACAGCCCGCCACGCAUGCGCAGAUCAAGAAGAGAAGGAAGCUUGAAAUGGAAGAGGGUGUCAAAAAGGCUCCCCCCGCUUCGCCGCCGCCGCCUGACUUCAAAACCGCCAAGACUGAAGAACAACCUGCAACAACGAGCACAGACGCGACAGCGGAACCGGAAGCGGAACCGGCGGAAAGCGCGGGAUCCCCGCAACCCGCCGCGCAACCGCAACCGCAACCUGCGCCCGCGCAACCGCCGCCAUUGCUGUUGCAACAGGGCGGCGCGAACAAGGGGCUGGUGGUGGGCGGCGCGCCCAAGCUGGUGCUGGCGGGCAAGCCGGUGCUGGUCUCCGCGCAGAACCUGCUCAACACCUCCGCGCUCAUCCUGCACCAGGGCGGCAAGGCGGUGCUGCUGCAGAACAUCAAGCCGGUGACGCAACAAGUUGUACAACAGACGCCGCAACCGAUACAACAACACACGACAUUACCGCAUACGGUGCAACUCCAACAACCGGUGCAACAAAUACAACAGCAACCGGCAGCGCCGCAGCAACAACCGCAGCAGCAGCAACAACAGCAACAGCCAGCAACGACGCCGGCCAACCAGCCGGGACAGCCGUUGUUGCCAAGACGUGGGCUGUCGCUUACGCGCGAGCAAAUGUUAGAGGCUCAGGACAUGUUCCGUAACGCGAACAGAGUGACGAGGCCCGAGAAGGCGCUCAUAUUGGGCUUCAUGGCUGGAUCCAGAGACAACCCCUGUCCAAACCUCGGCAACAUAGUGACAAUAAAACUCUCAGAGAACAUAGAAAAUGUCCUACAAUCAGACGACACGUACCUCACAAUGCUCUCCGAGAUGCACUUCCAAAUGAACUACAACAACGGCCAGUGGACCAGGCUCAAGAAGUACAGGCAUAUAGACGGCAUGGUCCCGCAGAAGAUCCCCCCAGGGUCCACGGUUAUAUCGGCCAAUAAUCAACAGCCUGUUGUGUCGAUAGCCAAUCAGAGUGUUAGUUAAGUGACUCAGUGUAGUGUAUAAAGUGUUAAAGUGACAGUGCGGCCAUGGAAAAAUGUGUAUUUAUGUGAGCGAACAAUGGAACGAUCAGGUAAUUUGGAGUGAAAUAGGAUUUGAAAUGGGCGUUCGCAAUGGGCAGCGUUGGCCCAACAAAUAAUCAUUGUGGUAGAAGGAAGGUGGAAUACCUCCAUGGAAAAAGAGAGGAUCCUCGAACAGUCUACUGGACUGGCCGACUGGACUAGGCCACAAUCUGGUUUCCAUAACACAAGCGAAAGCUUAGUAUGGGAUCAGAUCAUGCCGUGUGUGAAAAUUGUCCUGAAAUAUGAAAAAAAAUUGUCCCGAAAAUAUUACGGUGAUUGUGAAUAAACGUCUACAGUGAUGGUUGAUCAUAAACAUUUAGGAUCUACACUAUCGUGAUUGCCAGUACUCGCCCUACACUGCCCAUUGUGAAGAGGGCCCUAAACUAAAUGGUUAUAAGCUAGAUGUUUUGUGUUAGCGAUUUGGUUUUAUACAAUAUAAACUUAUACUGUUUAUUUAUAUCAGAAAUUAUUGAAAAGUAAUAUGGAUAAAUAAGUACAGAUUUUUUGUGUAGUCUAUGGAUCUCAAAAGAUAAGAUUAGACUAUUGGUUGAAUUUGAAACGAAUGGAAUUAACUAAAAAUGGAACAGAACAGUAUGUCUGAAUAUGAAAUAUUUAUAAGUGUUAUAAUAUUAUAGAAUAGGCAAUGAAAAUGGAACGAGAAUUUUAGAAGAAUCGAAACGGAAGGAUAUAUUUUAACUGAAUACUGAACAGUUUAUUAUCUAGGAUAAAUAAUAUGAUCCUCUCAAUGUAAUUGAGCCUGAGAUGACCGCCUCCUUGGUAAAGUGGUUGACGCGUGAGCGUAGCACCGAGGGGUCCUGGGUUCAAUUCCCAGUGUAGACAAAGAAAAAAAAAUGUCUCAG